Molecule: messenger RNA, 803 nt
Organism: Oppia nitens
Lineage: Eukaryota; Metazoa; Arthropoda; Arachnida; Sarcoptiformes; Oppiidae
Product: leucine-rich melanocyte differentiation-associated protein-like
Exons: 5
Coding region: 52-780 (242 amino acids)
Biological process (GO): melanocyte differentiation
Molecular function (GO): protein binding
Source: RefSeq, a predicted model, not a curated record
UAGUAAAUUGUGAACAUUUGUAUAAAAAUAUGACUAAAUAUUUUGUUUAAAAUGUAUUUAUCUGGAAAUUUGUGCAAUAAUUUAAAUGAAAGUAAUUGUCUUGUUUGGAGCAAUAAUCAGUUGUCAUACAUAGGACAAGAUGUAAAACAAAUCCCAUCACUAAUCAGUAAGAUUUACGGACCAAAUGCUGUAAAAUUGGAUUUAAGUUUCAAUAUAAUCGAUACAAUAGACGGAAUUGAAGACUUCACUUGUCUUCGGGAACUAAUACUUGACAAUAAUCUUCUCAAUGAUAAUAUUAAGUUUUCAUUUAAUCCAUUACUUCAUACACUUUCAUUAAACAAAAAUAAGAUAACAGAUCUCGAAAGUCUAUUAAAUGAAUUGUCAAAUAAAUGUCCAAAUUUGACAUUUUUGAGUUUAUUGGGUAACAAUGCCUGUCCGGACCAGUUGUCCAAUUUAGACAAAGAUGAAGAAGAUUAUGCCAGAUAUCGACGAUAUGUUAUCUAUAGAUUGCCUUAUUUAAAGUUUUUGGAUUCAUCUAAAGUGUCAAACAUUGAGAGAAAAGAUGCCAAUGAAAGAGGAAAAUAUUUAAAGACAAUCCGUCCAAUCAUUGAUGAGUUUGACGACAAUUGCGAGAGACGUGUUGUGCGACAAAUAUUUACUCCUCUGCCGACUGAAGAUAAUUCAAGCGGAAGUCAUAGCGGUGCUUACGGACGACUUAAGCACAGGUAUACAGGAAAACACUCUGAAGGCAAUCGAUUCAUCAGAAAUCAUGAAUUGUGAUUCACAUCAAUAAUAAUAAUAAU